AUGUCGCGAACGCGCAAGCGGAUCGAGGAUGAUGAGGAGGAGGCUAUCGACGACUCAGGCGAUACUUCGAGCUCAAAGGUGCGUGCUGCACCAUCUCCGGGCGUAUUCACGGCAGCUUCCUCUGACUCGUCACAACAGAACAAGAGGAAGCGCCGAGAACCGCUGUCCUCCAUAGGAAAUGGACACUUGGAAUCUGCUUCACCUGAUGAGGCCGCUAUCAAGUCUGAUGAAGACGAUGAAGAGCAUGAUCAGUUGGAGCCCGCUGCGCCAGCACCAUCUUCCGGCAAGCCCAAAGCCAAAGGCCGAGAGCAGACGGAGGAAGCGUCACAUAGCGAUGUAGCAUCAAAUGCCAACCGCAGCGCAUCUUUCGACGAGGAAGAGGAGGAAGGAUUUGAGGAAGGGGGCGACGAUGAUGAAGAAGACGAUGACGAGGGCAGCGAGGAUGAUGUGCACCUUCGUUCAGCUCAAAACCAGCAGGCAUCUCAUGGCAAGGUGCGUGUAUGCUCUGCACACUUAGCCGAAUUCAGCUCGCAGUGCUAAAUAGCUCCUCUCAAACCCAUCGGUGGAACCUGCGAAGAAUGUGGCUGAGAUGGGCGUCAUCGAGAAGGUAGAGCUCACAAAUUUCAUGUGCCACAAUCGCCUCACUGUGUCGCUGGGCCCACAGACCAACUUCAUCAUUGGUCAUAACGGAAGUGAGUGGAAGAUGCUCACGCGGCACACGUCCACAGCCCUUACCAACCAAGCAAAAUUCCUGUCGCUCAUAGGCGGCAAGAGCGCCAUCUUGACGGGCAUCACCAUCGCGCUUGGAGGCAACGCAUCCUCGACUGAUAGGGGCAAGAGCCUCAAGAGCUUCGUCAAGGAGGGCAAGACUGGCGCCAUCGUGGAGUUGACGCUGAAAAACACAGGGAGCGAAGCCUUCAAGCCGGAGGAGUACGGCAGAUCAAUCAUCAUUGAGCGUCGCAUCAACGCUGAUGGAGGUGGCGGCUGGAAGAUCAAAAGCGCAAAAGGUCGUGUCGUCAGCACCAAGCGCGACGAGCUCAAUGCCCUAUGCGACCACGCCAAUAUUCAAGUGGACAAUCCUCUCAAUGUGCUCAGUCAGGACCAGGCUAGACAGUUCCUCUCAGACUCCCGCACCUCGGAAAAAUACCACGUGAGUUGAUGACCAAGUGAGGUGGAGGAGCGUCUCGCAUGUCCAACUGACCUGCUUUCAUUCAACGAGCUGCCCAGUUCUUUCUUCGAGGAACCCAGCUCACGCAGCUAGCUCACGAGUACUCUGUCAUUCAGUCUAAUAUCGAGAAGAUCGCUGUCGUGGUCAAGCAGAAAGAGGAAGUAGUACCCGACCUUGAGAAUGCCGCUGCUGAAGCGAUCGCCCGCUAUGAGGCUGUGAAGAAGCAGCGCGAGCAGCACGCACGUUUAUCAGAGAUCAAAGACUUGAUUGUCUGGGCGAAAGUGGCGGAGAAGGAGAGGGUGAGCGAGAUUCGGUCCCAACCUACGCAGCGCGCCAUGUUGUGAUCGCUAAUGGCGUCGCGACAUGUAAACGCACAGCGCCUCGAGCAAGCUGUGCAUGCUUUGAUAGACGGCGAGAAGAGGCUGGGCAAGCAAGAAGCUAAGUUGCAAGAGGCACAGGUGAGUGGUCAAGCAGCAGAUGGUCCUGCCCCUAAGGCGCGAUGCUAAGACCGCUUCCAUCUUCAGAAUGCCCUCGAGCAAGCGAACAAUGAGAUCAAUGAGUUGGAGGCCCUUUUGAACGAGGACAAGGACCGGGAAGCUCCUCUCGUUGAGCAAGUGAAGCGGUUGCGCGAGCAAAUGAAAUCACAUAGGGCGGAUAUGAAGGGCGUUAAAGUGAGCCUCUUGGACGCUGCAGAUUGCCUGGCGGUCGCUCAGACGAACACUCUCCACCUUCAAACAGGCUCUAGAGCAGCAGCUGAAUGACCAAUUCAGCAGGCAGACGGCUGUGAUUGAAGAUCUGCAGGUUCGCAUUGAGCGCGAGGCUCAACGCAUGUCUGAUGGCAAUCGUGCUAAGCGAAAAGAGCUCGCACACACCUUGCAAGAAGCCGAGGAUGGUCGAAAGGAAACGGAAAGGCGACAGGUCGAGCUGAACGACGAGCUGCGCCAAUUGCAACAGACUAUUGGAGCUGCAGCGCAGCGGGAAACAGAGGCGAAGGGCCGCCAGGACACCCUGCGACGGCAAGUAGAUGAGGCUGCCUAUUUGUGCCAAAGGCUUGGACAGGCCCGUGGCAACCGCAUGGUAGCAUACGGCGCCAAUGUCCCGGCAUUGGUACGCGCCAUUGAGGCCGAGAAAAGAUGGCGUGUCAGACCCGUCGGUCCAAUCGGACUGCACCUCAAGCUCAAAGACAUGUCCUGGGCUCCCGUACUUGAAAGCGUCAUCGGCAAUACACUGAAUGCCUUCUGUGUCACCAACCACGCCGAUCGUCAACUCUUGGAGCAAAUCAAGCAGCGAACAGGCAAGUGAGUCAAGUAGCGCGUGUGACCUCCCGCUUACGAAUUGCUGACAUCAUUCAAAUACAGCGCAACCAUUCCGACCCUGACCAUGAGGGACACUGCGAUUGACUUCUCGUCGGGAGAGUCAGACCCAGACGUCCGCACAAUUCUGCGCGUGCUCGAUGUGAGUAUUGAUCACGUCCGCUGACAGCAGGCACGCUCAACGUAGCUCCUUUUUUGACCCACAGAUCGACAAUGACUUUGUCUUGCAUCAGCUUGUAAACGCUGUCCACAUCGAGAGGAGCGCUCUGGUAGAGCGCCGUGUUGAUGGUGAUGCUUUGAUGCGAAGCGGCAAACGAAACGUGCACGUGUGCUUCUCGAAAGACAUGUUCCGAAUUUCAGGCGGUCAGAAAGGGUCGUCCACACAGACACUUAAUGCUCACACUGGUCCAAUGCGCCUUUCGGCCAAUGUUGAAGCCCAGCUCAGCAUCGCCAAGAAGAAGCAAGAUGAAGUUGAUCAGCAGCUGCAACAAGCAAAUGCAGAGUUGCGCACCGCUGUCGACGAAUCGAAGAAGUUGGAAGCUAGACGAGUCGCUAUUAAGCGCGAAAUACCAACACUGGCCAAACAGGCGCGAAAGCACGCAGAAGACGAGCAGCGCAUCAGUGAUCAGAUGCGAGAAGAUCAACCCAGCAGCGUUGCUGCGCUCGAGCAAGCAAAAGAGGUAAGUCUUGAAUAAAAAGCUCUUCGAACUCGGGGCAAGUCCUUCUGACGAGGUUCCACGAUUUCUGAAUGCUCAAACAGGAAGCCAAAGAACAGCUGGAAAACAUUAAGCAGGAAUUCUCUUCGGUACAGGUCCGCAAAGAGGCGAUCGAAGGACAAUUGCAACCUCUUGAAGAAGAAAUGGACGCUGCAAAGAGCAAGCUCGAAGAGUUCGAGGAGGAGCGCCGCUCAACCAUGCCACGCAUGACUGCAACUGUGCAGGGCCGCGUGGCGGCUCAGAAGAACAUGCAUCACUGGGAGAAGGAGAUCCGCGCCCAGAAAGGAAACAAUGAGCGAUUGAGCGAAGCUAGCUUGCAGGUCCAAGAGCAAGUCGACGUGUUGACCGCACAGGCUUCUGAAGUCGCCCCAGACCGUCCUGAAAUAGAGCUAACGGCGGAUGAGUACAUACGUCAAGCGGAUGCGUUGGAGAAGAACCUGGAGCGGGCUCGAAGAGAGACCGGUCACAGCGUCGAGUCAGUCAUUGCGGAUGUGAAUGCUGCGAAGCGCGCGCUCGAGAGCGCGCAAAGUGAGCUGGCCGACUUCAAGCUUGCCGUCAAGGUGAGGAUCCAAGUUCCGUGAAAGGUGGGCUCGAUUGUCUCUGAUCCCCUCCAUGUAUACGAGCAGAAUUUGAGUGCCGCGAUCACGUUGCGCCAAGAGACGUGGACGUCGUUUCGGAGAAGCAUCGCAUCGAGAGCCAGAGGUCUCUUCACCCACCAUCUGGCCAUGCGGGGCUACACUGGCUCUCUCGACUUCGACCAUAAGGGCGAGAAACUUCAUCUCUUGGUUAGUGCUGCUACCUGACAGUCAGCGGCGGGCCGUACUGAUCCACUUCCGUCCUGUGCCUUCAGGUACAAACUGAGGACUCGACGCAGAAGCGAGAUAAGGACCCGAAGUCCCUUUCUGGAGGCGAGAAGUCCUUCUCCACGAUUUGCCUCCUGCUCUCGCUUUGGGAAGCGAUUGGCUGCCCUAUCCGAUGCCUGGACGAGUUUGAUGUGUUCAUGGAUGCCGUCAACAGAAAAAUUUCGAUGAAGAUGCUGGUCAGUGAUCUGGUGUGCACGACUUUUGAAGUUCACACGCCUGAACUCGUCAUGUCUUCUCUUCCAUCUCAUAGAUCGAUGCCGCAAAAUCCACUCAGGGCGUUCAGUAUAUCCUCAUUUCGCCACAAAGCAUGGCGAGCGUCACCCUCGGAGAAUCGACUCGAGUCAUCAAGGUGUGUUAUUGCAGCUCAGUCAAACCGCAUCCGUACGUCAAAGCGCUUACUGGUCUCUUUAUGGCCCUCGAAUACAGCUGCAAGACCCAGAGCGUAACCAGACGACUCUCACAUAG
Messenger RNA from Ceraceosorus bombacis, 4525 nucleotides. The record is from the annotation of a GenBank genome assembly. NCBI's taxonomy places the organism in Eukaryota, Fungi, Basidiomycota, Exobasidiomycetes, Ceraceosorales, Ceraceosoraceae.